Molecule: messenger RNA, 1748 nt
Organism: Linum trigynum
Lineage: Eukaryota; Viridiplantae; Streptophyta; Magnoliopsida; Malpighiales; Linaceae
Source: the annotation of a GenBank genome assembly
CACCACCAUCUUCCAUUAUCAUUAGAAUUGAUAAUGAAAGGAAAGCAGCUCAAGUGACAGCUGACUUGCUAGCCGAUGAAAAAUCAACACUUGCCCCCCAAAAAGCAAAAUCUUUACUGACUCAAUGAUCAAACAACAAUGGAAGUUCUCAAAUUGAAAGGAAGGAGCCAAUGCCCCAAUAGUAUCCUGACCAGUAUCCCUUCAGCGACAGAGAUGUCGAGAUUUGGCAGCUGAAGCCAUUGCAGGAGGAAGAGAGGCCGCCUCCCAGCUAGCGCUUGAAGAUGCCACCACCAGAAGUGCUUCAUUACCGCUCUCUCGUAAUCCCUCUCCUCAAAAUUUCGCCUCCAACCAUCUCCCCUGACUCCGACCAACCACCUGCGCGUAAGCAUCCCAUCUUCAGAGCAGAUCAAAGCAUGAAGUUCCCCGCCAGAAAGCUCCUUCCCCUCCUCGUCUUUCUCCUCUCCAGCUUCUCCAUCUUCAGACUCCUGAGGAUCGCAAUCACCACCACCACCACUUCUUCUUCUUCUACUACUGUUACCCCUCCAUUGCUCCCUCUGCCUCCACCAAACCCAACGACCGGACCGGUCGCCUCACGCCUCUCCAAGAAGGAGUUCAAGCUCCUAACCAGCCUCGUCAAGAGCAGAGCGCCCUGCAACCUGCUGAUUUUCGGCCUCGGAAAACAGUACCUGAAGCUCUCCUCCCUCAAUGCAGGGGGAAACACUCUGUUUCUGGAGGAUGACUCCGACAAGAUCAGCGACACUCAAUCCGACAAAUCCAACGCCACCUGGAUCCACAAAGUUGACUACCCGCUACCAGCAAAGAAGGGUUACGAGCUGCUGAAGCAUGCCAGGGAGACUGCAGACUGCGGACCGGAUAAAGCCUCGAGCCUGCAGCUUCAGAAUUCGACCUGCAGGCUCGCGCUGAGGACUCUGCCGCGCCAGGUGUACGAGUACGAGUGGGACGUGGUGGUGGUGGAUGGGCCCAGGGGCGACUCCCCUGACGCGCCAGGCAGGAUGUCGGCGAUCUACACAGCUGGGGUGUUGGCCAGAGCCUCGCCGAAUGUGACGCAUGUGGUGGUGCACGAUGUUCAUCGGACGAUUGAGAAGUGGUUCUCGUGGGAGUUCCUCUGCCAUGGCAACAUGGUGUCAUCGAAAGGUAAACUCUGGAGCUUCCGAAUUGGAGGAGAACCCAGGUCGGGGAGGUUCUGCCCCGAUUAACGGCACACAGAGUACGUGAUGGUCUCGGGGAUGGAGGAAUCUAGCUUGGUUUUUGCCGUACAGAGUGUUCUGACUGCCUUGACGAGAUCUACAACGGAAGAUACAUCAGUUUAGGGGCUUCUUAGGCCUGGGGUAGUUGAUUCAUUAUAUUAGACACUAGCAUAAACCCGCUUCGCAUGCGAGUGAGCGAGAAUAUAACAUUUUAAACAUUAAUAGUUUGAAUUUUGAUCUAAAAAUAAAGGGCUUGUCAUCUACUACUUUAUGUAGUCGAUGCAGCGGUGAACUUUAAUAAACGAGAAGGGUCGUCGAGCAAAAGAUUUCUAUGUUAAAUAUUCUUCUGUAAUAUCAUCAGGGGCGGACCCAAGUUAGUCUAAGGGUUGUCAAUUUACAACCCUUGGAUCCAAAUUUGGGACAAAAAACCUUUGUAAAAUUUUGUUUUAGUGGUGAUAGUAUUGAGAUAUUAUACUAUUUGACAGCCCUUAAUGAUUUUGGUCUAUCGUUGAAUACCGUUAAUAAAGUUUCUGGGUCAGC